Messenger RNA from Clarias gariepinus (North African catfish), 2276 nucleotides. Its product is annotated as ras-related protein Rap-2b. Gene Ontology annotation, cellular component: plasma membrane. NCBI's taxonomy places the organism in Eukaryota, Metazoa, Chordata, Actinopteri, Siluriformes, Clariidae. Gene Ontology annotation, biological process: negative regulation of cell migration; Rap protein signal transduction. The transcript has a single exon. The record is from RefSeq and is a predicted model, not a curated record. The coding region runs from base 310 to 861 and encodes 183 amino acids. Gene Ontology annotation, molecular function: GDP binding; GTP binding; GTPase activity.
GUGUGUGUGUGUGUAUAUGUGUGUGUACACUGGUGAUCACUUCCUCAGAAAGAGAGAGAGACAGUGUUGGCAUAUUGAGGUCCAGAGUAAAGGCUGAUCAUGACAGGGUUCUGAUGCGCGGCCCGGAUCCCCGGACACACGGCACCGCCCGGAUCCCACGGCUCAGCCUGCGGUAAUCGCGGGAAGGAGGAGGGGAGAGUGAGAGAGGAUCCAGCAGGAGCAGGAGGAGCAGGGGUGGAGGAGUUGAGGCGACCGGAGAGAAAGGCAGAGUGAGCGCGAGGAGGAGGAGGAGGAGAAGGAGGAGAGACCAUGCGAGAAUACAAAGUGGUCGUGCUCGGCUCGGGCGGCGUGGGCAAGUCCGCCCUGACCGUGCAGUUCGUCACGGGCUCCUUCAUCGAGAAGUACGACCCGACGAUAGAGGACUUCUACCGCAAGGAGAUCGAGGUGGACUCGUCGCCGUCGGUGCUCGAGAUCCUGGACACGGCCGGCACCGAGCAGUUCGCCUCCAUGCGCGACCUGUACAUCAAGAACGGCCAGGGCUUCAUCCUGGUCUACAGCCUGGUCAACCAGCAGAGCUUCCAGGACAUCAAGCCCAUGCGGGACCAGAUCAUCCGGGUCAAGCGCUACGAGCGCGUCCCCAUGAUCCUGGUCGGAAACAAGGUGGACCUCGAGGGCGAGCGGGAGGUGUCCUCCGGGGAGGGCAAAGCGCUGGCGGAUGAUUGGAGCUGCCCCUUCAUGGAGACCUCGGCCAAAAAUAAACCCUCCGUGGACGAGCUGUUCGCCGAGAUCGUGCGCCAGAUGAACUACGCGGCGACGCCGAACGGGGACGAGCAGUGCUGCUCCUCCUGUGUCAUCCUCUAAACACGACCUGUAGGAGCUUUCUUUUCCUGUUUUUGUUUUGUUUUUUAGUCUGAUUUUUGCCCGUUUGCAGGUAAAUAAACAACCUGAGACUCAACAGGACUUCCUUUAAGAACGGGAAGUUCUCUCUCUCUCUCUCUCUCUCUAAAGAAUCAUUUCUGGUGUUAAAUGUCAUCAGUAUUUGUUUUCGUUUUGUUUUUAGAAAGUGUCCUAUAAUAAUGUCUUGCACACGUGUAACACGAGGGGGGAAAGUGCACCAGUGUUUACAAUGACAGAAUACUUGAAUGUUCUGGGAUUGACACAAACCAACCCAGGGUCGUUUUUUUUUUUUUCUUUCAUCUUUUUUUUUUUUUUUUUAAUGUCUCCCUGGUGCCUAGGUUUUUUUUUUUUUUUACAACCCAAACUGAUUCACAAAACUUUUUUUUAAGCCUCUGGCCUGCUUUCGCAGGAUCACUUCCGGUUUUUCAGGCGCUGCUGCGGAUUGACACUUACUGGUAACAUAGUAGCAUCUGGUAACCAUGGAAACUAAUCGACGUCUUCGAGUCGGAAGUAUUUUUUUCUUUCAUUUUUCUUUUAUUUUUUAAAAUGUGAUGUUCGGAGUCUCGCGAGGAGGAGAAUAAUAAUAAUUGAUACACAAUUACGAACUUCACUUUGAAGUUACACAUGACGUCAUGGAGGAUUACGUUUUGCGACGACUCGAAGGAUCUGCAAAAAACAAACAAACACAUAAAACAACCUUGGGAUUCUUUUCAUGUUGAAUUUUAUUUCAAAACAAACAAACAAAAAAGAAUUCCGAAACCACACCAAUCAAAGCGACUUCUUUUUCUUUUGUUGUUGUUUGUUUGUUUGUUUUGUUUCCUUUAACUCAGCGUGCGCGAGGACCUUACUGUGGUGACGUAAGGACGUCGUGAUGACGCAUGCGUCGAGUGCCUUCCAUUUUUAGUGCCAACCUGAGAGAAGGUCUGAGGAAGUACUUAUUAAACUGUUACACUUUAACAAAAAAAAAGGGUGUUACAACGUGUUCAUAACGCCUCCUGUCAAAGGAAUCACCUUCUUUUUUGGAUCACAAUUUGGCCUUUCAUUGUUUUGUUUUUUUUUUUAUUUAAAGCUGGUCUUUUUUAUUAUUAUUAUUAUAAUUAUUAUAUUUUUUUUGGCCAAAAAGAUAAAUAAAUAGGGUAUACAAAUUACAGGUACUGGAGCUCUCGGAGCUCUCUUGACUCACACCGUAAUCCACUAUCUCUAGACCAGUGUUUUGUUUUAGUUUUUGUUCAUUAUUUUUUUAACAAACAAAAAAAUGUGAUGUAUGAUGCAUUUGAAAUUCUAACCUGAUUGUACGUUUAAAAAUGCAGAGCGGCUUUUUAACGGCUGCUCUGAAUGUUUAAAAAGACUUUUAAUACAAAUUGCAUUUUUAAAAAAUA